Protobothrops mucrosquamatus (brown spotted pit viper) is the source of this 3330-nucleotide messenger RNA. It is a transcript of the gene GEMIN4, whose product is annotated as gem nuclear organelle associated protein 4. The record is from RefSeq and is a predicted model, not a curated record. The transcript has a single exon. Gene Ontology annotation, biological process: spliceosomal snRNP assembly; rRNA processing. NCBI's taxonomy places the organism in Eukaryota, Metazoa, Chordata, Lepidosauria, Squamata, Viperidae. Bases 1 to 3198 code for a protein of 1065 amino acids. Gene Ontology annotation, cellular component: SMN complex.
AUGCUUGUUCUUCACACCCUCGUUCCUUUCUUUGCAACAGGGCCGGUGACCAUCUGCGGUGAAGUGACCAUCUUGCACGGGGGAUUCCUGCUGGCAUCCAGGCUGUGCCAUCCCAAGCCGUUAUCCGAGCUGGCCAAGUCCGACUGGCCUGUGGUGGGAAAACCAAUCCUGGAAGCCUUGCAGGAGAUCUGCACCUCCUAUUCUUGUUAUCCUCCCCAGCCCAACCUCUGGAAGAAAAAGGCGGCCCUUGUCCUCUGGUCCAAAUUGCUCCUCUCGGCUGUCCCGUCCGACGACCGGUGGAAAAGCGACGCUUUCUUCUCCGUCAGCAACAUGAUCCCCGAGAUCAACCACACUGUCCUCUUCGAGCUGUUCAAGGCGGUCAACGCACCCCGACUUUUCACCCAGCUGCUUCUGGUCCUGCCGGAUCCCCUUUGCCAAAAAGAGCUUCAGACCUUCGUAGAGUACAUCGCCAAGGAGACAUCUCCGGCCGACGUCGCGUUCUUCUUAGACGUUUGGUGGGAGGUUAUGAAACACAAAGGAGGAGGAGAAGACCGAUUGGUACUGCUGUUCCAAAACAUGACUCACCAACACGUUUUGGAGUCUGAAGAACUGGACCAGCCUCCCAAGAGGUUCAAGAGCAGCCCUUCGUCCGUGCCGGAGAACUCCGCCGUCCCUCUCGUCCUCCCGAUCUUGACCGAAGGGCUCAAACUGAUCAAAGAUAGCCUGGGCUCAACCAGGAUGAAGUGUUACGCCCUUGCUAACUUAGUGGACGUCUUGUCUGCCUUGGUGGCCACUGAGUGUCAAGCAAAGGCGUUGUCUCCUCAAGCUUACUUGGAGAAGAUCUCCUCGACGGUGACCCUCUGGAGCUGUGACUGUGAAAACCGAUACAACAAGAAGGACUUGGAUGCGAAGGUGAAGGAAGCCGAGAGGAGCAUGAGUUUGCUGGACAUGGUCAAGUUGUCCAAGCAGUUGGUGCUCUGCAACUUAAGCUUCCUCCACUCCUUGUUGAAGGAGUGGGCUUCAGAGGUCCAGGUCUUCUUGAAUGACCCUCAGCAGGUCUGCUAUGAGAGCUACCGGCUCCUCAACUGCUUGGCGGCCUUACAGAAGAGGUUGACCAACUGUGGUCUAGAGGACCUCAACCAGGAGACAGCCCGAGUGAUGUUGGAUCUGGGCAAAGUCAUUGCAGACCUCCUGAAGAAGAUCAACCCUGAGACUUGGGGAAAGAGCACCGGCGGCGAUCUGGUGGCUUCGGUAGCCAUGGUGAUCAUCGACAAGAAAAUGGACCGACACAAAGAAGUGUGCUCUGUGUUUGCUAAGGAGAAAAACUGGGCCUUGAGCAAGGAUUGGGUGGCUUGCCUUGUUAAGAAUAAGGCCCUUUUCCAGGAUCCGGAACUAAUUUUGAAGCUGCUGGAGACAGUCGCCUCUUUGGAAUCCCCCGAGGAUUCAUCCAGAAACCGAGAGCAACAAACCAAGGUGGUCAAGAUCAUCCUUGAGUGUUACAACGAACUUUCCUUGCCGGAUAAGAACAAAGUCAUUGCUGGUGUUUUGGCGAGUUGGGGCCGACAAGGUCUUUCCAAGCUGAUGGUAGCCUUCUCGGAACGAUUUCAGGAGGAACUCAACGUGGCCUUCAACCAGAUCAUCCAGAGUGCCUCUGGGGAAGGUUUUAAGAAAGCCAUCCUUGCCAUAUCUCGGCUGGUGGUCCUCAACCCAGAAGGUACCAUCAAGAAAAUCAGUAACUUAGCCAUUGCCAAUUUGGGAACCCAUCAAUUCUUGGCUGAGAUCCUCUGCUCUUUCCCAGCUCUGAGCUUCCAAGAACCUCAGGGUCAACCCAACGUCUCCCGCAACCUUCUCCUAGAAUGUUUGAAAGAGACGGUUUGGGAGCGUCUCUCGUCUCCCAAGGAGAAGGAGCAAUUUUUAGAGUUCCUAGUUCAUCUCAUGCGACCGAGUGGAACAAGUCCCCUCCUGUCUCCUCCAGAGGUGGUCCAAAGCUUGAUCUUCCCGUUUCUGAAGUCAGAUUCUCCCCGAAUUGAGCUCUGCUUGCAAAUCCUGGACAAGGCUUUGAAAGUCCCAUCAGAACAGAGCUGGAUUCAUACCUGCCACCCGUUUCCACUCAUCUUUUCUCUCUGCAAACUCCUGGAUGGCUUCUCCCAAUAUUGGCACCAACCAGAAGACCAAGAGAGAUGUUCCCUGGAGACCAAAGAUUUGGUGGUCACCAACUUAGCCCAGCUGUGUGAUGUUCUCCUGGUCCAGAAGGACUCUCUAUCUCCACAGUUGUGGACCCAAUCGGUGGCCUGGUUGCACAAGAAGCUCAGCGUCUUGGAUUGGACCAUUGGCCUCCGUGUGAAGGACAUCUUCGGAGAACAUUUCAGAAAUGAAGUCCCGGCUACUCUUUUUGAGGUCUGUAAGCUUCCAGAGGAGGACUGGACGACCCGUCCGCUCCCAAAUUAUGGAGCAGGCAGUGGGUUGCUGGCCUGGUUGGAAACGUGUUGCGUCUCAACGGCCCUGCGUGAGCAGAUGCUUGUGCUCCUCGUGGUUAACGUGGACAACCCUGAGGAAGUCAAUCUCUUCAGCAAAGGGUUCUUGGUGGCCCUUGUCCAGGUCUUUCCGUGGUGCAGCCAAAGCGAGUGGAGAAGACUUGUCCACGUGAUCAAAAGUCUCUUGGAACGAGAGAUCCUCUACGUACCUUACUCGCUGGAGUACGUCCAGUUUUUACCGUUGUUGAAUUUCCGGCCUUUCGCCUAUCAUCUCCAGUUGUCCGUGCUUCUUCUGCGGGCCUUCCAGUUCCUCUGCGGGGCCAGUGGCGCGACGUGGAUGCCAGCGGAGGCGUGGAGACACGUCGGGAGACUCUACUGCCUCAGCUUAUCCGAUCUGCUGGGCUCGGUGAAGACCAUCGCCCGUGGCCAGUGGCACUCCGUGGAAGAGAAGAACGUGAUCCGGGAGCUGUCCUUCGUUUACAUCCAGAUGUUCUGCCACACGCUUCACGUGGCCGCCAUGUUGCCCAACCAUGGGACCGGGGACCCUCUGCUGCUGGUCUCCUUGGAGAUCCUGUCGCAGUACGAGAUGCUGUACGACCUUGACGAAUCCCUGGGGAGUGCCUUACGCAAGGCCAACGAGACCCACUUCUUGGAGUCCAUCGUGGAGAACGUCACCAACAAGGAACUGCGCACCAUGCUGCUCCAUAAGCUCCAUAAACUCUGAGGAUCAAAUUCGGAUUCUAGGAGGCGUGUGGACAGCAGGGCUCUGGGUUGCGGGUUCGAGAGAAACCGAAACAGCUUUCAUCCGAGGAAAGAGAGAGCUCAAUGGGAAAUUUGCAAGAUCUAUAAUAAACCU